AUGAUCACUGGUUGUUUAGGAAUCUCCGAGGGGAUAAGAUAUCUGAAUGGAAGCGACUCCAAUCCUCACUCACCACCAUCCGUUGGCCUUGGUAUUUCUCCUCCCGGUCGAUCUACAUCUCCCGGUUUCGACUCAAGUGCUGAGAAACCGAUCUGUCGUGUAUGUGGGGACAAGGCGUUCAGCUAUAAUUUCAACGUAAUCACCUGUGAAUCAUGUAAAGCAUUUUUUCGUCGAAAUGCCAAUAAGGAGCGAGAGAUUCGAUGUCCAUUCAAUGAGCAGUGCGAAAUUAACGUCGUUUCGCGACGGUUUUGCCAACGGUGUCGCUUGGCCAAGUGUUUCGAUGUUGGCAUGAAGAAGGAAUGGAUUAUGUCCGACGAGGCUCGCUUAGAGAAAAAGCAGCGUGUUGAAGAGAAUCGUGAGCGUCGUAUGGCAGAUGCGAUGGCACGAGCGGAAACCAUUGAUGACGAUGACACGCAAAAUGAUUCGGAUGUUGCGGAGCGAAUGCGUCAGCGUGCUGUGCAGACGCAAGAAAUCAAUCCGCAAUACGAUGUCAGCAAAAACGAGACAAGGCUUGAAGAAACGCAGCCAGUUAUCAGGCCACCUGAAGAUCUCUACAGUCUCAACCCACCUCCUGAACACGCUGCUGUCCCUAUUGUGGUGCCUCCAUUGUUGGAGGCUGGUUCAACUGCAGGUCUGGACGUCAGCUCUACAACGACGGCUGCUCCUACAAUGGAUGUCGAUCCAGCUACGACAAUGAGCAGUAGUGGUUUUAUACCUCCGGCUGUAGAAUCAGGUUUAUUGGUAAUGCCUGCAAGUAACCCUGUUGAUCCAUCGUUUAUGGCACAAGCUCAGCUAGCGGCAGCAGCUGCGGCACAAGUUCAAGUUCAAGCAGCAAUCAAUCAACAUCAGAUCGCCGCUGCUGUUGCUCAACAAGUAGCCGCUCACAUAGUCAAUGCCGCACCGGUUGCCGCACCCGUUCCAGCCCCGAUUGCACCUGCCUUGAAUCAGCCACCUAUCCUGGCGCCAGCACCGGCUACUUCACUUUUAUUAACGCCAUCGCUUAAUCCUAUCACUCCAAUGACGGACAUGGUAACCAUUCCUAGAGAGGUACUAGUGAAGCUUAUAGAAAACAAUCCACCUCGUGUCAAUUGUACGUGUCAGUGCACUUGUGGUCGAUAUCCACCCGGAUGUGCGAUCGUGGAUGAGGUUACAAAGGAUCUUUUGGCUGCAGGGAAUAACCUACAUGCAGAGACGUCCAGAGAGGAAGCGAAACUGGAAAGUACUGAAGAUUUCCAUAUGAAUGGAUUGCUGCCAUCAGAGGAAUCGAGCGUUCAGUGGCUUAACGCAUGUGCUCCUACCGUCGAUCCAAGUGCUGUAGUGGAUGAGAGACCCAGCGGACGGCGGGACUCAUUUUAUAUGAACUCAGGAAUGGUGGACACUAGAAUCAACUCAGUACCCGCACCAACUAAUUUGAACGGAUUAUCGCCAUCAGAUCACGUCACAAUUAAUGAAGUUCUAACGGCGAAUCACGCUUACAAGACUUGCCCAGACUCCUCUGAUCAGUCUCGGCAUGACGAUAUGGGACUUCAACAAAUAAACUUCACUGAUGGUUGUGUGCGACGUUUUGUUCGCAUGUUGAAACGCCUAUCGUGCUUCAGCCUCUUCUCGACUUAUGAUCGAUGCAUUUUGAUAAGAAAGUCAUGCAUACCGUAUAUGAUCAUUCACAACGCAAUAUCUUACGACCCUAAGGAUCCGAAAUUUCUUGGGCAAUCAUUAGAUGUGCGGUUAUCGGAUGUUUUACCUCACUGCAUCAGCAACGAGAAUGUGAUGUUGAUAUUUGGACUAUUGGUUGUGUUCGACGCGGAAACAAUUGGUUUACAGGACCGAGAUGGUGUUUCCAGACAGUUUUCGUUCUACAGCUCAUUGCUUCAAAGGCUUCUCUAUUCGUUGGGUGGUAACGACAGUGUACGAUCGUCAGCUGAUUAUCGCCAUCUAUUAGAUAGGUUGAAUGCUGUAGGAGAAGUAGCCAGUCACGCGGUCACAAUGUCGCAUGAACUCGACUCGACGGAUGUUGAACGUCUUCUUCAUGAAUUUCUUGAAUGA
This is a messenger RNA of Ostertagia ostertagi, 2103 nucleotides long. Lineage: Eukaryota; Metazoa; Nematoda; Chromadorea; Rhabditida; Trichostrongylidae. The record is from the annotation of a GenBank genome assembly.